GGGAGGUCCCGUGGGACGCUGGGGUCUGGGGCAGAGCAGGUAGCAGCGUGCAGCCCUGACAGCUGUCCCUGCUCCUCAGAUUGUCAGCGGCUGCUAUGCAGCAGGUGCAGCUGGGUUGCUCACUGAGUCUUCACUCCACAAAGGCAGCGACUGGCCAAGGCAGUGGCUGGUCCUGGAUUACACAAGUGCAGACACUCAACUAAGUGAGCUGGAAGACCCAGGAGAAGGCCGGGCCUCAGGUGCCCACAUGAUCAGCACAGCCAGGGUACCUGCGGAUAAGCCAGUACGCAUCGCCUUCAGCCUCAAUGAUGCCCCAGAUGAUACAUCUCCUGAAGACCCCAUUCCUUUGGUCUUUCCAGAAUUAGACCAGCAGCUGCAGCCUCUGCCACCUUGUCAUGACUCCGUGGAAUCCAUGCAGGUGUUUAAACAGCACUGUCAAAUAGCAGAAGAAUAUCAUGAGGUCAAAAGAGAAAUCGCCCUGCUUGAGGAAAGAAAAAAGGAACUCAUUGCCAAGCUGGACCAGGCAGAAAAGGAGAAGGUGGACGCUGCUCAGCUGGUUCGGGAAUUUGAGGCUUUGACGGAGGAGAAUCGGACACUGAAGUUGGCCCAGUCGCAGUGUGUGGAACAACUGGAAAAACUUAGAAUACAGUAUCAGAAGAGGCAGGGGUCAUCAUAACCUUAAGUUAUUAAAUGUGAGCCUCAGUGGUCAGUGACUGCUAUGUAUCGGCCAAAAGAUUUUUAUUUUAAAGGGGUUGAGAAUAAAAUCUAUCGUUUCUCUAUUAUCAACAUGGAAAAUCUCCAGAAUGCGUUUAAUGCUUGCCAGCUUCUAGCUUGAAAGAAGGGAUAUUUUAAGUGAGAUUGUUAAUGCAAAUCUAUUACCACUAUAUAUUUUCAGAGAUCAGGAUUCUUUCCCAAAGAGAUAUAAAUAUAUAUAUAUGCGCACGCACACACACACACACACAUACACACACACACACAUAUAUUUUCUUAUUUAGGGAGAUAAGAUGCUACUGUCCACCAGGAUAGAAAGUAAUAAAAAUAGAAUAUUGACUGACCCUGCUCAGAAUCAUGAGCCAUGAAACAAACCAGUAAGAUACUCACUGUAGUUCCACAUCUGUGCAUUUUAAAAUUUCAUGCCUUUACUGGUUUUACUAGUUCAAGUCUGCUCACAUCUAAACCGACAGAUACUUCUCUACAUAUAUUUAUGUUCACCAGAGCCAGAUGUAAUCCUUCAGUGACUGAUUGUCCUAAGAAUAAAUGGUUGCAUAUCAUAAAAGUUUUCUCAAGAAAAUAUUAGCAGAAAUCAGGUCUGUGCCAGGUGCUCAUUUGCCAGUGCUGACUUGCUGUUGUAAUAAAGAAACAGAAAAGGCUGUAUUUUCUUCACUCUGCAUUGACACAUGGUAAACAGCUCAGCCUCUGCUUGUGCGUGUUCAGGGGGCAGGAGGGAGGGGAUUGGGGGGUGAAAAGAUAUACUUCAGACAUUGCUUUGGUGAGUUCCCAUGAAAACAUCAGUGAAAUUAUGAUUAUUACUUUGGAUUUAAGAAUGUGUUUUAAGUCACUAAUAACCAAUAGGAAUAUGUGAGUAAAUUCAGAAUAAAAAUGAUUUCCCCCUUGUUCUAGGUAUCACCAUGUUUUCCCAAAUUGAUAUCUUUGUUAUAAGUCCAUUUCUAUUCAUGUAACUUCUUUUUAAUUAAACAUGGAUCAAAACUGCCAGAUUAUCUUUGCUCAUUUCUUAAUCCCCUUUAUGCUGGAAGUUGGGAUUGCCUAACACUGGUUAGAAUUUAUUCUUAGCUGUAUAUGCUAAAAAAAAGAUGUAAAGUCCCUUUUCUUGAAAAGAUUGUGGUUUCUCAUGCAAACAACUCAGAGCUGCAAUACUGAUUAUGAUAUAUUUGUGUUUUGAGCUAUUUGCCCACAAAACAUAAAGAAUAGUUCAUUAAAAUAA
Sciurus carolinensis (gray squirrel) is the source of this 1942-nucleotide messenger RNA. RefSeq names its product MAP3K7 C-terminal like (gene Map3k7cl). The coding region runs from base 248 to 676 and encodes 142 amino acids. The record is from RefSeq and is a predicted model, not a curated record. Gene Ontology annotation, cellular component: cytosol; nucleus. Lineage: Eukaryota; Metazoa; Chordata; Mammalia; Rodentia; Sciuridae. The transcript has 5 exons.